CGGUUGUGUCAGUCAGUCGAUCGAUGGUGCCGCUGCUGAGCAGAAAAACGGGCGAAAAGAUUUGUAAAUCGGCACCACCAAGAGAGUUAACUCUUCAGUUGAACCUAAACCACCGAGAGGAAUAAAUUUGAGACAGGCCCUACACACUGAGUGUAAUUUAGGGCAGCAGCGAUGUCGGGCUCCUACGAUGACUCCAUGAUCGAUGUCUCCAGCGAUAGCUUCUGGGAGGUUGGUAACUACAAACGUUCAGUGAAACGGGUAGACGAUGGCAACAGACUCUGUAAUGAUCUGAUGAGCUGUAUCCACGAGCGGGCACGUAUUGAAAAAUCCUACGCACAGCAGCUGACAGAAUGGGGCAAACGCUGGCGGCAACUCAUAGAGAAAGGCCCUCAGUAUGGCACGUUGGAGCGGGCGUGGUCUGCUCUGUGCACGGAGGCGGAGAAGGUGAGCGAGCUCCACAUGGAGGUGAAAUCAGCGCUGAUGGGAGAGGACUACGAGAAGCUGAAGAACUGGCAGAGAGACUCCUUCCACAAACAGAUGAUCGGCGGCUUCAAAGAGACUAAAGAGGCUGAUGACGGCUUCCGCAAGGCUCAGAAGCCCUGGGCAAAGAAACUCAAAGAGAUGGAGACGAUGAAGAAGGCUUAUCAUUCUGCCUGCAAAGAAGAGAAACUGGCAGCCAGCAGGGAGACCAACAGCAAACUGGAGAGCAACAACAACCCUGAAGCCCAGAAGAAGCUCCAGGAGAAGGUGGAGAAGUGUCAACAGGAGGUGCAGAAGACUAAAGAACGCUAUGAGAAAUCUCUUGAAGAACUCGACAAGUUGACCCCUCAGUAUAUGGAGAACAUGGAGCAGGUGUUCGAGCAGUGGCAGCAGUUUGAAGACAAACGAAUCCGCUUCUUCAGAGAGCUGCUGCUGGAGGUUAAACAGCACCUGGAUCUCUCAACGAAUCACAGAUUCCAGACAAUCUACCACACGCUGGAAGACACAAUCUCUGCCACUGAUGCUGAAGACGACCUGAAGUGGUUCCGGUCCAAUCAUGGCCCCGGCAUGCCAAUGAACUGGCCCCAGUUUGAGAAUUUGGACUGGUCCAAUCCUCGCUCCUUUAAGAGAAGGUCCAUUGUAGACUGGUCCUUAGACUUGAACAGAACCCUCAGCAGACGAGAAAAGAAGAAGCCGUCGGAGGGCGUCACGCUGACCGGCAUCAGUCAGACUGGGUCAGAUCAGCCCGUUCAGCCUGCCAAGACCAGCAGCAGCCUGACUGUGCCCACUAACACAGCACCAGUGGGCUUAAACCCCUUUGAUGAAGAUGACGAUGAGGAGGAGGAGGAGGAGGAGGAAGAGAAGGCCGCCGAGCAGAAGACUACGGUCAACCACAUCAGUGUGAAUAAAGACGAAAUAAAAACUGCGAGCAGUAUGGAGAAGACUCCAGACUGGUCAGAUGAAGACACAGGUGGUAACCCUUUCUCUGCCAACGGUAAUGGGAAUCCAUUCGAAGAUGAGCCGGCUUCUCCGGUCGUAUCUGUGCCGGUCAGAGCCCUCUAUGACUAUGAAGGACAGGAGCAGGACGAGCUGACCUUCAAAGCAGGGGACGAGUUCACCAAAAUUGGCGAAGAAGACGAUCAGGGUUGGUGCAAAGGUCGACUCAAGGACGGACAAAUAGGCCUCUAUCCUGCUAACUAUGUGGAAGACAUCCAGUAAAAGUUCAUCACAAACGAAUAAAUGUGAAGAAGAAAGUGGUGUGUUGCAAAGUGACUCUGCGGCUGGAAACGAGAAGGCUCUGCCUCAUGUUUAACCCUUUUCUCCCCGUCGGUGACGACUGGACCAAUGUCGGAGCAGGACGGAGAAGACAAGUGUCAGAUGAUUAGAGGACCACUUGAAAUGUUGUUGCUCGCCACAAAUUGACAGUAAGAAGACGGAAAUUACCCCCUAAGUUUCCAGAUGAUUCCAGACGAAGAAGAUCACAAAGAGAAAUUGCUGUCAGUGUAAAAUAUGUUACUUAGAAUCCCAUUUAUGCUGUUACAAAAAAAUAAUAGCCUUUUCAAGUAUAUAUUAGAUGCAAUUCAAUUUAUGUGUGAAUUUAUAUAUUGUUUAAACAAAACACUGGGAUGACAAAUCGUCUUGCGAUGUUACAUGCAGCCUUAAUAUGCAAGCCACUAUGGAUUCAUUAAGGGAGAUUACCCUUUUUAAAACCGUAAUUAACUAUUUUAGGUUUGAAACCAUUUCUGCCCAUUAGGAUCCAGUCCAUAAAUGUUCAUUGUUAGAUUUUUUUCAGACAAAGUAGGCCCUUAUUUAGAGAUUAUUGUGUUAGAUUUAACCGGAUUUUAAAUUACAUUGUUCUGUCGUUCCUUUCAGGGUUCUGUUUUCUGGGUAUUUUAUAAGGAAUGAUAAUGAUCAGUCGAGCCUCAUCCUGACGUUCAUUUAGUUCACGGUGGGUAGGCUCCUCUAGCCACUGCAUUUGAAUGUAUAUUCACUGAUUGUAUUUUCUCACUUAUUGAUUGUUCACUUUUGCAACCACUGACCCAUUAACCUCCCCCUCUGAACAAUCUGUUCUCAAGCUUUUCACACAAAUCUCUACUUUGUGUAGAUUGUAUUACUAUUAUUUUUCACGCAACACUGAAGGUUUUUCACAAACGUUUAUCUCACUUGAAUCUCCUCUCACUUCUUGUUAAAUGUCGAGUUUUGGGAGAUUAUUUUAGUGUUUUGUUUGUUGUUUUUUUUUGAAAAUAUAUAAAAGUUUAUAGCAAUAAAACCACGGCCGAGUAUGGCGUCGCAUACACACGUGUAAAUAGCCUGGAUGAAACGUACAAGAACAAAUUAAGCAUCAAUAUCAGAUGAUACGUAGUUGGAAAUUGAUUGUUAAUUUAUGAUGCCACAAGUGCUUUUGUUCUACUCUUGUUAGAAUGCUGUGACUGAGAAUCAGUUUGUAUAGUAAUUGAAUGUUUUAUGGCAAAAUAUCCCUUGAAUCUGUUAUUUUGAUAUAUUUGUAAAUAUGAUUAUUUUUCCCAUCGCAGAGGGCCAUACUCAUUGAAUUAAUCAACAGAUAUGUGAAUAGUUGUUAAUUUUCCCUUUAGGAGCUAUGACAUGAAUUGAUAACUGAUUUCGUAACCUUAAUGAUUAAUACAUCUAUUUUGAAUGAUCAUCCAGUACUUUGUUGGCUUGUGUGUUUCCAGAGAUGAACUGCAGGGUUUUCACUUGUGCAAGCUCCAUAUGAACCCAGCGCCCAUUGUAUCGAUGAAAUCAUUGAAAACAAGCAGGCUACGUGAUGCUUUUGCCUGCAGCACGAGAGAAAGAUUUGUUGUCUUUAAUAAUAGUGAGAGAGGAGACGUUUUGCCAUGUUUUCAGGGCAUGCUGUCGUUAAAAAGGCAGUAACAGCUGUACUUGCACAGUAAGGUUUGUAAAUGUUGUCCCACAACGUAAUAAAUGAAUUUAUUGGAUGAAAA
This is a messenger RNA of Plectropomus leopardus (leopard coralgrouper), 3440 nucleotides long. RefSeq names its product protein kinase C and casein kinase substrate in neurons 2 (gene pacsin2). Gene Ontology annotation, biological process: plasma membrane tubulation; cytoskeleton organization; regulation of endocytosis. The record is from RefSeq and is a predicted model, not a curated record. Gene Ontology annotation, cellular component: plasma membrane; cytoplasm; endosome. Gene Ontology annotation, molecular function: phospholipid binding; protein binding. Lineage: Eukaryota; Metazoa; Chordata; Actinopteri; Perciformes; Serranidae.